Molecule: messenger RNA, 4316 nt
Organism: Cyclopterus lumpus (lumpfish)
Lineage: Eukaryota; Metazoa; Chordata; Actinopteri; Perciformes; Cyclopteridae
Gene: oprm1
Product: opioid receptor, mu 1
Exons: 6
Coding region: 296-1462 (388 amino acids)
Biological process (GO): sensory perception of pain; neuropeptide signaling pathway; G protein-coupled opioid receptor signaling pathway
Cellular component (GO): neuron projection; membrane
Molecular function (GO): G-protein beta-subunit binding; neuropeptide binding; morphine receptor activity
Source: RefSeq, a predicted model, not a curated record
AACCAAGGAAUGAAUGAAGGGAGCGAACUCUCAUUUUCACGUCGUCGCUUUUGUUGUGCAUGGCUCGCUGUGCCGCGCGCGAGGGUCGUUUCGUGAACGGAGACUCGCGCAGUUCUCGUGCUCACCCUCAUCGCACGCGGCGACAUUCUUCGACACAGUGAAGGUUUAACGCUGCGAACACCGGGCUACUUUACAGACGAGCACCCAGCGGGGGCAUCACCGGCACCCGGAGCCCGCAGACACAGGCACCCGGAGCGGCACCCCUUUUACACCGCACAAACACCGUACGCGCAUCAUGGAGAGCGUGAGCAACUUGUCGGACGCCCAUCACCGGGGCCAGCUCCCCGUGCUCCACGGCAACAGCAGCUUUUGUGGCAACUUCACCGACAACAACAACAACAACAACACGAGCUUCUCGGAGGCGCGGUGCGACGGCGAUCGCAGGAUGACCGGCAACCCGGAGGGCGACGCCAACCCGGUUAUCAUCGCGAUUGUCAUCACCGCGCUCUACUCCAUCGUGUGCGUGGUGGGGCUGGUUGGGAACGUGCUCGUCAUGUACAUCAUCGUCAGAUACACUAAAAUGAAGACCGCCACCAACAUCUACAUCUUCAACCUCGCCCUGGCCGACGCCUUGGUCACCACCACGCUACCAUUCCAGAGCGUCAACUACCUGAUGGGGACCUGGCAGUUUGGAGACAUUGUGUGCAAGAUGGUGAUAUCCAUUGACUACUACAACAUGUUCACGUCGAUCUUCACGCUCACCACCAUGAGCAUUGACCGCUACGUCGCCGUGUGCCACCCGGUCAAAGCGCUGGACUUCAGGACGCCGCGCAACGCCAAGAUUGUCAACGUCUGCAACUGGAUUCUCUCCUCGGCCAUCGGGUUGCCUGUAAUGUUCAUGGCCUCCACCGCAGUCACUCCCUCCGGUAUUGACUGCCAGCUAAUAUUCCCCCACCCCUCUUGGUACUGGGACACCCUGAUGAAGAUCUGCGUGUUUAUCUUUGCCUUCAUCGUGCCUGUCCUCAUCAUCACCGUCUGCUACGGCCUCAUGAUCCUCCGGCUGAAGAGUGUGCGCAUGCUGUCGGGCUCCCAGGAGAAGGACAGGAACCUGCGUCGAAUCACCCGCAUGGUCCUGGUGGUGGUUGCCGUCUUCAUCGUGUGCUGGACUCCUAUCCACAUCUUUGUCAUCAUCACGGCUCUGAUCAAUAUCCCCACCACCACGCUGCAGACUAUCACCUGGCACUUCUGCAUCACCCUCGGAUACGCCAACAGCAGUCUGAACCCAGUCCUUUACGGCUACCUGGAUGAGAACUUCAAGCGUUGUUUCCGGGAGUUCUGCACCCCGAGUCCCUCAGUGUUGGAGAUCCAGAACUCGUCUCGCACCGGACUCACGAGCCGCAAGCUCCCCCAGCGUGAACAAAACAGUGCCAACACCGGCGAUAGGUCCAAUCAACAGGUAUGACUAGCCUCGGAGGGGUUGUCGGUGGACUCUCGCUGUUGUGGCGGCGUUGCCAACGACGAUCUUAACUCAGAGGUCACGCAGGUCACCACAGGGCUCUGACCACACAGACACAAAUUGACACAUACGUACAAACAAUCCAGGACCUGACUGAGACUCAAUAGCACAGAGCAUUUAAACGAUGGUUUGAAAAGCUUAACCGCAGCGCUGCAUCAGUGUUACUGUUACUAACCGCAUGGCUCUGCAAGGCUUUUUACUCUGAAAUAGAUACGGAAAUGUGUCGAGACUCAAACCGACCCAGCAACCAACCGAGCGUCAUUACAAGACUCCUCCUGUAUGAAGAAACUGUUGCACUAAAUUGUGCAUUAAUGCGAUUACAACUUUUAGUUCUCAUUUUUAUUAUUACUAUAACAAUAAAGACUAAUAAACCAAGACAGAUGUAUAGACUGAUCUAUAUAAGACACUCAAACAAGACACUUUUAUGACGUUGUUUUCUUCUGAAUGUUCCAGAUAAAGCUGGCCACAUUGAGCCAAGCCUCCUCAUCCGUAAUUCUCUAGGUUGUAAAACAAUUGGAUCAACGCAUUGUCCUAUUUGCAGAGUUUAUAGGAUUUCCCUCCAAUAUGUCCCUUUUCCAACAGCAAUUUUCUAUUAGAAUUGUUCAGCUGUGUGAGAGGACAGUUGUCCGGAAAUGUGGAUUCUUGGGUGUUACUUGCUGGUAGAGAAUCUAAUUGGAUUUUGGAUUUGUGUUACCGAAUGCCCAAAGGCUCUGUGGCUCUCUCACCACACAUCACUGGACAGGAAGCGUUAUUCAAAGAUAUUUACAGCACCGACUGUGCUUCUAACCCCGACUUCUGUACGGCUCCCACCCGAUCAACACCGUUCUCCAUGCAUCGAGCUGCACAGCAGCGCGCUGGCGUGGGUCACUUCAAGAAGACCGACAUACAUGCGUCUGCACUCUCUCCUCUCAACCCAACCGAAACCGUUUGUCGUUAUCUUUCCCGUCCUUUUCAUCUCCUAAAAAAGUGUUUACUGGACUCAUUAUGGAGACAAACAGUAGAGCACUGCGUUUUUUCUCACCGCUGAAUUUGACAAAUGUCUGAAUGAAGCCAGCUGUCUUUGUCACGCUGGAUCUUUGUGCUGAACUGUGGAUCCACUCAACAACAACAACAAAAAAGCAAAGAUGAUGCAUCAGUCUGUUUGCACAGCGCACAGAGCAUGCUAUUGUGGUAUAUAGUGCAACAUAUGGCCCUACCAGUGUAUGAUUAACUACAGCUUAACAGCUGUUACACCAGGUAUGGCUUUUAAUGGCGUCCCUUCUCCUCUGUGAGCCAAGACGGAAAGUAAAUCUGUUGUAACCUUUAGAAUUGCUCGUGCUUACGUGUCGUUCUGUACACUAUACUUGCCAGUUGCCUUUACAGAAGCUUUACUCGAUAUUCUGUGUACCAGUAUUUUUUUGUACGAUGUGUAAAGAUGAACAUGAUUGUAUUAACCUCCCGUGUAAAAUAGUGUAAGUAUUCUGUUGUUUUUUUAUGAACAUGAAAUCGUGAUUUUCCUUGAAAAUGAUUUCAGCCAGUUAUUGUGCUUUCGAAAAUGUAACUUUUCUGCCUUGUUAAAGAUGUAUAUCAAUCAGAAGGCUGUGUGUAAGAGUUUAACUUUGACUGUUUCAUUUGUUUUGUUGUACAUACAAGCAUAUUUCUAUCUGUUUAGAUUUGCUAUCACUGCUUUGAGUAUUUUUUGAAAGAAUAUUCUGUCGACUGUUAUUAUUUUUCAGUUUUUCAAGUUCCCAGCUGCAACAACCGAAAACUGUUUAUGAACAUGUUUGCCAAAUUGUCUAAGAUUCAAACAUUACCGGACCAGCAGAUGAGUUUGGCUAGCGUGUGGCGUCGAGUGCCACAUGCUGCAUUGCAAGUCACCCUUUUUUAUGCGCUGUAAUGUAUUUCAGGGCCAAACGAAGAUAAAUUAAAUAAGCAUUAUUCUGUGUGCUUUAAAACGCCGCUCGCUAGAAAACUUGGCUGUGAUGAAUAAGUAAACGCUGUUACUGACGCCUGAGCAACAGAACCCCUGAUGCUACGUGCUCUAGUUUUCAUCUUAGUGGAGGCGAGGUUAUGUUCCCGGGCUCCAUCCAGCACUAACACAAUGUUGAAGAACAGCAGUCAGUCUUUUCACAUGUUUGAAGCAAUUAUUUUUCUAACAUGUGUUUAGAGACAUAUCGCCGAUCUCACUUUAACUCCUUUAACACAAGUCAAAGCACACAGUUUGAAAACAUAAAAAGUCUGUAUGGCUCAGCUGCUAAACUGGGUUUUUUGGAGAGAAAAAAAUAAUGUUAAACAUUAAAAAGCCAGCAGGGGAGUUAAUGGUCGCUUACUUAUAUAGCUAACUACAGCUGAUAACCUUUAAAAUAUGUGGAGCCUGCUUUUAUCAACAAACUAAAAAUUGAAUUGAGCACAAGCUUGACAGGCUUAGCAACAGUAAUUUUUUUUAUUAUUAAUACAUUAAAUUUAUUCCAAAUGAGAUGAAGAAAAUGAACAAACGUUUUCUGGAACAAGAAUUGGCAUUAAAACACAUUUUGCAGCAGGCCACACGUACAGAAUACACUUUUGGAGAUACAUUUAAAUCAAAUGUAUUUAAUGAUAUGAUAUUCCUUUUUUUUCAUGUGCUUGCUUACAUGACUUGUGGCAUAAUCAUGACUUGUAAAUGGCAUUUCUCAAUUUCUACUUUAUGCGCAAUACUCUGUAUCUCUGUAUCACAAUGCAUAUACAAAAAAAAUACUAUUAUUAAUUGUCUAUGAAAUAAAAUGUACUUCUAAAUCUCACUGAAUGCUUUUUUUCUUGCUUCUUAAUAAAGAUUCACCUGCAU